GGAAAGAAUCAGAGGAGGGGGGAAACCUAACGUACGCAGGGUGCGUACCCGCAAUCAUACGCACAUACUUGCAGCAACCGAAGAGAGAAAGUGCUAGAGAGAGAGAGAUGGGUAAUUGGGGUUACCGUAUCAACGACAACAACAUUGUAGGGUACAAUUACAUGGUGACACAACCACAGCAACAACAAAGACACAACCACCACAACAUCAACAGUAUCAUGAAGAUCAUUUUCAUUAUCAUAUCAACAAAACCCCCUUUGUUGCUUUGCCUUUCUCAUCCUCCACACACUACUCCUAACUCUUCAAACCCACCUCUUUUUCGACCCAAACCACACCAUACAAAACGCAACCAUAUCGUUUCUAAUAAAAUCAAUUUUUUCCAUCUACAAUCUCUCUGAUUCUCUUUCUUUGGCUCUCUUUUUCGUGCUCUUGAUGGUGAUCUGAGGUUUUAAGUUUUUCGUCAAUACCCACAAGAUAGCCUUACCAGGCUUGUGGCUCAACCUUUUCAGCCACUAUGGAAAGUUUGGGAGGAUUUGGGUUCAGUGAAAUGGGCAGAACUGUGAGGAAGAAGAGGAGCAAUUCAUCACGACGUCCUCGGAAUGAUUCUCAGCCUUUGCCAGAUUAUCGUGAUAAUUCAUCGUUGUCAUCUACGUCACCGUCAGAUGAUGUCAGUAGAAUAUCAAGUGAUGACAAUGAUGGUCAUGGUACAAAUUAUUGGAAAAAAGAACUUAAUUUGAACCAAUGCAGCUCAAAGGCUUCAGCCACUAAUCUUGUUGAAGGGGAAACAACCUUGAAGAUCAGCAAUGAAGAUGCAGGAUGUAGAGAAUCCGAUGGAGCUCACAUCAAGAGCAAUAGUGAAUGGGAACAUAGUGGGAUUGAUUCCAAAAGGCGUAGUGAAGGUGUCCUUGCUCCAGCUAACUGGAAAAGUGUGAGCAAGGUGAAAGGUCUUGAAUUGCAAUCUAGAACUAUAGAUGCCCAAAUAAGCAGGAGGAUAAGUGAUACUUACACUUCUGGUCCUUCUGGGCAAUCAGAAGUGGCUUCAGAUGGCGCGGCAAGUGACAAUAAAGUAAAAAAAGUAAAGCUUAAGGUUGGUGGUGUCACGCGCACAAUACAUACCAAGUCCAUGUCGGUUGGUGCUUCUUUGGGUGGAUCUUCUUCUAUGAAAUAUUCUCAUUCUUCUGAUGCCUCUCGUCCACGGAAGAAGCUGAUUCUUCAGGAUAAUUCAGAUGAGGAUCAUUCUUCUUCUCCAGAAAAGGGCAGUGGCUUGCAAGGAGUGCCAUGGAAACAUUUUUCUAGAAGUGAUUUUAGUGUCAAGAAUGUGAAUUCUUCAAGGGGACCGAAACCUGAGGAAAGUGUCCCUAUCAAGCUAUCAGACAACCAUGAGCCAGUUCGCAAGAGCAAGCGCAUCCCUAAGAGACGGUUGCUAGAUGGAGCAUUUGAGGACGGAGAUGAUGAUGGGGAGCUCCGAUACCUCGAAAAGCUCAAAAUUUCUAAAGGUGCUACUCAUUAUAGUGCAAAAUAUGAAGAUGAUGUUGAAUUAAGAAACAAAAAGAUACGUAAGAUUUCAAUAGAUGCUAAAAAAUCCAGAUCAGGAAGAUCAUCUGAAGAUACUGAUUAUGUGGAAGAGGAAGAUCCAUUGUCUGAUGGUGAGCCUGAAACAAAAAGGAAAAAACAAAGAAAAGAUUUAGUUGAUGUGAUGAGGGAUUCUACAAGGGAAAUGGCAAUCACUACACGCAAACGAGCUCUUCAGACUGGCAAAGACAUCUCUUCCAACUCUGGUGCAAGUUCAAUUGAGUUCCCAAAUGGAUUACCCCCUGCUCCUCCUAGAAAGCAAAAGGAUAAACUGUCUGAAAUGGAGCAGCAACUGAAGAAAGCUGAGGCAGCUCAAAGACGUAGGAUACAAGUGGAGAAGGCAGCUCGGGAGUCCCAAGCUGAAGCAAUUAGAAAAAUUCUGGGCCAAGAUUCUAGUAGGAAGAAGCGGGAAGAUAAAAUGAAGAAGAGGCAAGAAGAUUUAGCACAGGAGAGGGCUGCCAGUGCUUUGACACUCGCAUCAAACACUGUUAGAUGGGUCAUGGGUCCCACUGGUACAGUUGUGAUAUUCCCCAAUGAGAUGGGUCUGCCAACUAUAUUUGAGCCCAAGGCUUGUAGCUACCCUCCUCCACGUGAGAGAUGUGCUGGUCCAUCUUGUACAAAUCCAUACAAGUACCGGGAUUCUAAGUCCAAACUUCCCCUCUGCAGCCUCCAAUGCUACAAGGCAAUACACCAAAAGUUGCAGGCUGUCACUUCAUGUUAAUCAUGUGGACUCACGGACUUGCACUUACAGCUGUUCUAGUCUCGAUAUUAUCGGUGGCCGUUGGCUAUUGUCAAAGUGAAGGCACGUCUUUUGCUAAAGCAACAAGUGGUUUGACCAUUUGUACAGUACAACUGAUUGAAGAACUGAUUGCGUUGGCAAAAUACUCUUUAUCACUUUGGCAAUCGCUGCCUAUUUUUGCGUGUGUCAAAUCUCAUGCAAUAGGAUGGUUGAACUGUUUUAUGUUUGUCUCACACUGAGAUUUGUGGGAGAGUAGUAGUGGUUCAAUGAAAUACCCAGCUUGAGUAUUUGUAAAUAAAAUGCAUAUUGUUUACUUAGUCCGGUAGUUUACUAAUCAUUUGUGCAUUUUAUGAGACUGGUUUUGUUGAAUGAAGCAGGACUUUGGAUACCA
Molecule: messenger RNA, 2702 nt
Organism: Camellia sinensis
Lineage: Eukaryota; Viridiplantae; Streptophyta; Magnoliopsida; Ericales; Theaceae
Product: HIT zinc finger and PAPA-1-like domain-containing protein
Biological process (GO): chromatin remodeling
Cellular component (GO): Ino80 complex
Source: RefSeq, a predicted model, not a curated record